Molecule: messenger RNA, 786 nt
Organism: Nicotiana tabacum (common tobacco)
Lineage: Eukaryota; Viridiplantae; Streptophyta; Magnoliopsida; Solanales; Solanaceae
Source: RefSeq, a predicted model, not a curated record
AUGAAAGCAUUUGAUGAUGAAGCUGUGGAGCUAGCUGCUUACCAGCUUAGAGAUGUGGCCGGCACUUCGUUUGAGAUUAAGGAUAGGGAAGCUAAGGCUACAGAGUUCGAACAGCUCAAGCAAGGGAAUAAAAGUGUGCAAGAGUACUACAUGGAAUUCAUAAGGUUAGCUAAGCAUGCUCCUCACAUGGUGAAGACUGAAAAAACAAAGAUUCGCAGGUUUGUUGGCGAUUUAGCUUACCACAUUAAGGAUACGAUAUCAGCUGCAGCAGUAGGGAUGGAAGCCUUCUCCUCUGUUGUGGGAUUUUCCAAGCACUUAGAUAAAGACAGACAACUAAGGAGAGAAGAAAAAGAGCAUAACAAGAAAGCCCGGACAACGGGCAAGUUUAAUGGUACAUCCAGCGGAGGUGGAAGGGAUUCCUCUAAUAAGGAGUCAUUAGCACCAGCUCAGUCCAGUCAUCAGUCAGGUUGUGGGACUUCCUUCAGACGUACUCAGAGUUAUGGAAAUCAGUCUCGCCAGAAUCAGAAUUUUAGGACAUCAUCCUUACAUAGCCAGAAUCAUGCUGAGCAACAUUCACACCAGCAAAGUCUUUGUGGAACAUGUAAGCGGCAACAUUCAGACAUUGGUCAUAUAAAGGCCAAUUGCCCAAAGUUACGACGUAAUUUCAGUGGUGGAUCAACUCGUCCUUCUAGUUCCUCAGCUACUGCAGUUGCACCCUCUCAGGCUCGUGGUUCUCAUAAUCAGAUCGGGUAUGUAGCAGGUAGAGGUGCAGACCAAGUUACUUAA